Messenger RNA from Cuscuta campestris, 2649 nucleotides. Lineage: Eukaryota; Viridiplantae; Streptophyta; Magnoliopsida; Solanales; Convolvulaceae. The record is from the annotation of a GenBank genome assembly.
AUUUAUAUUGAUAUUAUAAAUCAUUUAAAUAAUUUGUCUAUUUUUUUAUUCCAUGAUAAACAUAUAUGGACAUAUGGUGAAAACCAAUCUUGCCCAUUAGACCCAAAAAUUGUCUUUAUUUUAGAUAAUGGACAUUAUACCCGUCCUCAAUUUGUGCCUGUCGUAUUGUUUUAGCGAAGAAUGCAAAUUAAUAAUUGACCGAAAAUGAGAGAACAAUAUCUUUCUUGGUCAACUACAGCUGCUCCGGAGGCAUAAAUGGUAAACUCACCGGGAUCUGACCGAGAACAUGGGAUCCGGCUGGAUCAUCUCCCGUCGGCGCUCCUCGCCACCGUGAUGACAAAGCUUGACAUUCCCUCCAUACGCUCCCUCGCGUGCACUUGCAAGGCCUUAUACUCAUGCGCCUCUCACAUAGCCUCUUUCCUUCCAUUUUUCCAUCUUCUGGAUAUUGCUCCCUCCGCGGAUAUGCUGAGACCAUUGUUGCCUCCCAACCAUUGCCUGCGAAGCAUAAAGCUGGAUUGCACUCGCCUAGACGAUUCCUCUCUCGAUUUUAUCCUCCCCCCGACUUUACAAGAGCUUUGCCUCCAUAAUUGCUUCGAUUUUAGCGGAAAGCUUCUUUCUCAAUUAGGUCGUGGCUGCGCAGAUCUCAGGUUUCUGUAUUUGAGUUCAGUGGCAGACAAAAAAGGGAGAUCAAUAGAUGUAUCUGAUCUUGAGGUUCUACUCCGCGGUUGCACUCAGUUGGAAUCAAUGGUCCUGAUGUUUGAUGUGUCUACAUUCUUGCACCACACUUCUGCUCGUGUAUGGUCUCUGGCCCCUGCCUCGCUUUCUUCACUGCAAGUUGGGUACAUUUCUUCAGUCAUGGUGACUGAACUGCUUAGUCCUCCCAUGGUUCCACAGCAGUCACUUAAUCGUAUCCAACCACCUGUGUUGCCAGGAAUACAGAAGCUAUGCCUUUCGGUGGACUACAUCACUGACACUAUGAUUAAUACAAUAUCCAAAAAUCUCAACACAUUGACCUAUUUGGAGCUUCAAGAUUCGCCCAUAAUGGAACCACGAGUGGCAUUUGACCUUACGAAUGCAGGCCUUCAACAGAUUAACCCACAUGGAAACCUAAAGCACCUCUCUUUAAUAAGAAGGCAUGAUAUUAUUCCUGCAUAUUUCAAGAGAGUUAAUGAUCUGGGGAUUCUUCUUAUGGCUGACAGGUGCUCGAGCAUGGAAAGUAUUUGUCUAGGUGGUUUCUGCCAGGUUACGGAUACAGGAUUCAAGACACUUUUACAUUCAUGUGCAAAUUUAUUUAAUUUUAGGGUGUCACAUGGACCACUAUUGACAGAUCUUGUCUUUCACGAUAUUGGCGCAACUUCCCUGACUCUCACUCAUGUCAGUUUAAGGUGGUGUAAUCUUUUGACGAACUGUGUAGCUGGACUACUAGCAUCCAACACGAAUCUCAGUGUGCUUGACCUAAGGGAGUGUAGAAACCUCGGGGAUGAAGCGCUUCGAGCCUUCAGUUUGCUUCCAAAGUUAAAGGUUUUGCUCAUAGAUGGUUGUGAUAUAAGUGAUGCUGGAAUAUCCCACUUAUCAAAAGGUGUUGUGAGUUCCCUUGUUUCACUGUCCGUCAGAGGAUGCAAGAGGCUCACAGACAAAUGUAUUUAUUAUCUCUUUGAAGGAUCUUCCAACCAGGAAUUGAAAGAACUGGACUUGUCAAAUAUUCCCAAUCUUUCUGAUGCCGGAAUACUUUCACUUGUGAAGAGCCGGGUACCUAUAUUUGAGCUGAGGAUGCGACAUUGUCCUUUGAUAGGAGAUAAUUCAGUUAUUAUGUUAGCUUCCAUGAAGUUUGAUAAUGAGGAUGGGGGGUGGCAGGGAAGUAGGUUAAGGCUGUUGGACCUUUAUAAGUGUGGCAACAUAACUCAACUUUCAUUCCUGUGGUUCAAGAAGCCCUACUUCCCAAGACUAAGAUGGUUGGGAGUGAGUGGAGGUGGAAACAGGUAUAUGGUGGAUGCCUUGGUCCGAAAUAGACCAUACUUGCAUGUCGCUUGGCUUGGGGAGGAGCUGGGUAUCAUCAACCAGUGCGGUACAUCAGAUGAUCAGUACAUGCAGGAUUAUGACGAAGUUGAUGAACUGGAGCAGAUGCUUGACGAUGAGAGUGAUGAAGAAAUGGAAGUAGGUGCUGGCUAGCUAGCUUCAGAUGUUGUACAGAGGCAGGCGUGCAAGUGGAUUUUGGUUGUUAUCUGUACGUGUACGUGUACAUCCUCUCUCUCUCUCUCUAUAUAUACAGAGUACUUUUUCUUUGUGGUGAUAUGGUGGAGCAAAAAAUAUAUAUGGAGAAGGGGUUUAACAUAACAACUAUUGAUUGGCAUUGACACCACUUGACUUACAAACCUUGUGAGCAGAAGGCCGAUUAAUGGUUGCCAUGCUAUUUCAAUUGUUUACCCCAUAAAUGGUUCGGGUUCGAGAGAGGGGCGAUCCUGUAGGAUUCUACAUUUGGUAUAAAAUCUAGAGUUCAUUUGGUGCUUCACAUAGAAAGUCCUAGAAAUAGGUUCCUUUGAAUUCAGUUGAACUUUUCUCAGUCCAAUGAAGGCAUGAAUCAAUUGAAAAAGUUCCUCUGAAUCGAGAAAUGCAUAAUGCAUUGAUUGGAAACAAACACUUGUUAUGGAU